AUGCGACGACGACCACGAAAGAAUCCACAUCCGAGAAGAGCGGUGAACGCGAGGACGGCUUUGAAGGGACGUGGGAAAGAAGAACCUUUGGUGUUUGUGUGUUCGAGGAUUCCUGAUGAGGAUGACGAUCUCGAGGCGAAUCAUCAUCAGAUACAAAAAGAAGAAGAAGAAGAAGAGGGAGAAGACGAGGACGUAAAGCAAUUAUGGAGGAUUAUGUGCGUGCCGUGCGACGAUGUCGUGGAGCAAAAGCAGACGCGGAAAGACGAUAAAGGAGUGAAGAGAAAGAGAGGGCACGAGUGUGAAGUUUGCGAGAAGAGUUUUAGCACAGCUGGUAAUUUGAAAAUCCACAUGCGUAUUCACACGAACGAGAAACCGUAUGAAUGUGAUGUGUGCGAUAAAGCUUUUCGUCAUUCUAGUAAUUUGAAAGUCCACAUGCGUAUUCACACGAACGAGAAACCGUACGAAUGCCACGUGUGCGAUAAAGCUUUUCGUCAACUUGGCACUUUGCAAAAACACAUGCGUACUCAACAUUAG
Molecule: messenger RNA, 534 nt
Organism: Bathycoccus prasinos
Lineage: Eukaryota; Viridiplantae; Chlorophyta; Mamiellophyceae; Mamiellales; Bathycoccaceae
Product: PREDICTED: similar to Zinc finger protein 271 (Zinc finger protein 7) (HZF7) (Zinc finger protein ZNFphex133) (Epstein-Barr virus-induced zinc finger protein) (ZNF-EB) (CT-ZFP48) (Zinc finger protein
Exons: 1
Coding region: 1-534 (177 amino acids)
Biological process (GO): regulation of transcription by RNA polymerase II
Molecular function (GO): DNA-binding transcription factor activity; RNA polymerase II cis-regulatory region sequence-specific DNA binding
Source: RefSeq, a predicted model, not a curated record